Molecule: messenger RNA, 360 nt
Organism: Penicillium chermesinum
Lineage: Eukaryota; Fungi; Ascomycota; Eurotiomycetes; Eurotiales; Aspergillaceae
Exons: 1
Coding region: 1-360 (119 amino acids)
Source: RefSeq, a predicted model, not a curated record
AUGUCAGACUCGACUUCCAAUCCCAACGUGAUCCAGCUUGAAGAUUGGUGUCGCGAUGAGCCAGACCAGCAGCUUGGUUCCGACGCCGACACUGAGGGAAUGACUACGCCGGAGUUUUGGGGGUCGUUGGCUGGCGGAAAUUUCCCCUAUCCGGAAAAGGAUGAAGCAGCUAUUGCUUCGUCUUCUAUCCAUGUCCCCGCCAGCUUGCUAGACUGUGAAUAUCUGGAAGGCUUUCAGUCACUUGAACAGCUUCAGCCGGACCCCGGAGCAUUAAAAGCCACUGAGAAGUCAUUUGACGACCCCUUUGGGGCUGCAAGGAUAAAGAGCGCUGCGAGUGAUCACGAAGGUACACUUAGCUGA